Molecule: messenger RNA, 525 nt
Organism: Coccomyxa subellipsoidea C-169
Lineage: Eukaryota; Viridiplantae; Chlorophyta; Trebouxiophyceae; Coccomyxaceae
Exons: 2
Coding region: 1-525 (174 amino acids)
Source: RefSeq, a predicted model, not a curated record
AUGAAGCCGCAAAUGAGGCGAAAAACAGGCCGGGCGCAGGCCGAGGCCACAUGGUUGGGGGUCCACGAAUUGGCUGCCCCAGAGGCAGCAGGGCUGUGGGACUGCCAUGCAGCGACAUGGGCAGCCGUCACAGGGGAGACCGCGCCGCCUCGCAGCACAGACCUGCUGCUGGCAGAUGACACCAGGGUGUGGGAGCCGCCGCGGCAACUCAGGCCUCUCUGGCAGCGCCUCCGCUUAGCUACCAUCUGCCAGCUCUGGGCCGCCUACCAAGCCUACCGGCCGUCAUCAGCCGGACGCCCACACAUCGCCCGGGCAGCUCGCAGCCCACAUCUUGUCUUCCUGCAGGAAGGCUCUCCUGGCCGACUGGCGACUUGCCACCCUCAACAUCCGGCUGUCAGCGGGCGUGCUCAGCGACUGGCUCCGGGGACGCGACCCCACACUCAGCCGGGAGGAGUUCACAUCGAUUUCACACGAUUUCUCCACCGAUACACCAGCAUCUUCAAGUUUCUCACUUGCAUUGUGUAG